AUGGGUAGACUUCACAGCAACGGCAAGGGCAUUUCUGCCUCGGCGAUUCCCUACUCGCGCGCUCCCCCGGCGUGGCUGAAGACCACCCCCGAGCAGGUUGUUGAGCAGAUCGGCAAGCUCGCCAGGAAGGGUGCCACGCCCUCGCAGAUUGGCGUCAUUCUGCGAGACUCCCACGGCAUCGCCCAGGUCAAGAUUGUCACCGGCAACAAAAUCCUGCGAAUCCUCAAGUCCUCCGGCCUCGCCCCCGAACUUCCCGAGGACCUGUACAUGCUCAUCAAGAAGGCCGUCGCCGUCCGCAAGCACCUCGAGCGCAACCGCAAAGACAAGGACUCUAAGUUCCGCCUCAUUCUCAUCGAGUCGCGGAUCCACCGCCUGGCCCGCUACUACAAGACUGUCGGCGUCCUGCCUCCCACCUGGAAGUACGAGUCGGCCACCGCCAGCACCAUUGUCGCAUAA
Molecule: messenger RNA, 456 nt
Organism: Hirsutella rhossiliensis
Lineage: Eukaryota; Fungi; Ascomycota; Sordariomycetes; Hypocreales; Ophiocordycipitaceae
Product: ribosomal protein s15 domain-containing protein
Exons: 4
Coding region: 1-456 (151 amino acids)
Biological process (GO): translation
Cellular component (GO): nucleolus; cytosolic small ribosomal subunit; ribosome
Molecular function (GO): structural constituent of ribosome; small ribosomal subunit rRNA binding
Source: RefSeq, a predicted model, not a curated record